Messenger RNA from Ruditapes philippinarum (Manila clam), 416 nucleotides. RefSeq names its product complement C1q-like protein 4. Gene Ontology annotation, molecular function: protein binding. The record is from RefSeq and is a predicted model, not a curated record. Lineage: Eukaryota; Metazoa; Mollusca; Bivalvia; Venerida; Veneridae. The transcript has a single exon. The annotation marks the transcript as partial.
GAAAAGUUGUGGCUUUCACAGUGACCAAACCCAAGAAGGGUGCUACAUUUUUAUCUAUGUCUUUUACAACGGUCAUUACAAACGAAGGGAGCGGUUUUGAUACAUCGACUGGCAGGUUCACAUGCCCUGUUAGCGGGCUUUACUACUUUUCUUUACACAUCAUCAAACGGGGGAUAUCUAGUGUCAGCUGGGCCGGAUGUUCUAUUUAUCUAAACGGAUCACCUAAAGUAAGAGCUUACACAGAUCCUCAGAACGGGGUCAAUGGUGCUGACAACGGAAGUUACGGAGUUUCGACAUCGGUGUAUUUAUUAUUAAAGGUUGGAGAUGUAGUGACCAUAGAGCAAUGCAACCCUAAAAUGCCAGACACUGUAGAGGAAGCGACAUCAUUCAGUGGUUAUUUUGAAAAACAAGUUUAA